Serinus canaria (Common canary) is the source of this 3833-nucleotide messenger RNA. RefSeq names its product gamma-aminobutyric acid type B receptor subunit 2. Lineage: Eukaryota; Metazoa; Chordata; Aves; Passeriformes; Fringillidae. Gene Ontology annotation, biological process: gamma-aminobutyric acid signaling pathway; G protein-coupled receptor signaling pathway. The record is from RefSeq and is a predicted model, not a curated record. Gene Ontology annotation, molecular function: G protein-coupled GABA receptor activity. The transcript is spliced from 12 exons. Bases 1 to 1608 code for a protein of 535 amino acids. Gene Ontology annotation, cellular component: G protein-coupled receptor heterodimeric complex; membrane.
AUGCAUGUCGGAGAUCCAGGUACAGUGUCCAAGGCAGCAAGCAAACAAAUUCCUCCAUCUGCAUACUCUAUUCUGUCAGAACAAAAAGAAGUAAAGGUGGGAGAAUACAAUGCUGUGGAUGACACAUUGGUAAUAAUCAACAACAGCAUCAGGUUCCAAGGAGUCGAGCCUCCGAAGGACAAAACAAUUAUACAAGAGGAGCUGCGCAAAAUCUCCCUGCCUCUCUACAGCAUCCUCUCUGCCCUCACAAUCCUAGGAAUGAUCAUGGCCAGUGCUUUCUUGUUCUUUAACAUCAAAAACAGAAAUCAGAAACUAAUAAAGAUGUCCAGUCCCUACAUGAACAACCUUAUUAUCCUUGGAGGGAUGCUUUCUUAUGCAUCUAUUUUUCUUUUUGGUCUUGAUGGAUCCUUCGUCUCCGAAAAGACAUUUGAGACACUUUGCACAGUCCGAACAUGGAUUCUUACAGUGGGAUACACGACUGCAUUUGGAGCAAUGUUUGCAAAAACGUGGAGAGUCCAUGCAAUUUUCAAAAACGUAAAAAUGAAGAAAAAGAUCAUUAAAGACCAGAAGCUACUGGGGAUAGUUGGAGGGAUGCUACUGAUUGAUCUUUGCAUCCUGAUUUGCUGGCAGGUUGUGGAUCCUUUGAGGAGGACAGUGGAAAAGUAUAACAUGGAGCCGGACCCUGCGGGCAGAGAUAUCUCCAUCCGACCAAUCCUGGAGCACUGCGAAAACACCCACAUGACCAUUUGGCUUGGGAUUGUCUAUGCUUACAAAGGGCUGCUGAUGCUAUUUGGAUGUUUCCUCGCCUGGGAGACACGAAAUGUCAGCAUUCCUGCUUUGAAUGACAGCAAGUACAUCGGAAUGAGCGUGUACAACGUGGGGAUAAUGUGCAUUAUCGGUGCUGCUGUUUCAUUCCUUACUCGGGACCAGCCCAAUGUGCAGUUCUGCAUCGUUGCUUUAGUCAUUAUAUUCUGCAGCACCAUCACUCUCUGCCUUGUGUUUGUACCUAAGCUCAUCACACUGCGAACAAAUCCAGAUGCAGCCACACAGAACAGACGUUUUCAGUUCACUCAAAAUCAAAAGAAAGAAGAUUCAAAAACAUCGACAUCAGUCACCAGCGUCAAUCAGGCCAGCACAUCUCGACUAGAAGGAUUGCAGUCAGAGAACCACCGCUUGAGAAUGAAAAUCACUGAGCUGGACAAAGACUUGGAAGAGGUCACAAUGCAACUUCAGGACACUCCUGAGAAAACAACAUACAUUAAGCAAAACCACUAUCAGGACCUUAAUGACAUUCUUAGUAUACGGAACUUCACAGACGGCAAAGAUGGUGAGAAAGCCAUUUUGAAAAAUCAUCUUGAUCAAAAUCCACCAGCACAGUGGGGUUCAUCAGACCCUUCCAGAACAAGCAAAGAUGCCAUAGAAGACAUCAACUCUCCAGAACACAUACAGCGCCGGCUGUCCUUGCAGCUGCCCAUCCUUCAUCACGCCUACCUGCCGUCCAUAGGAGGAGUGGAUGCCAGCUGUGCCAGCCCGUGCGUAAGCCCCAGUGCCAGUCCUCGGCACAGACACGUGCCACCCUCCUUCCGAGUGAUGGUUUCAGGGCUGUAGGAGGGCGAGAUCAGUGCUUCCUGAACUGCUUUUGAGUACUCAAAGACUGGACUAAACAUCUGACCUAGAACUCUUCUACAAACAUGUAACAUUGGCUCUUACCGCAGAGGAACUUCUGCUAAGGCCCUCGUCACAGGAGCGCCCACGUAACUCGUGUGACAAAGCAAAGGAGGACACAAAGAGUUUGAUCUGUAGCCUUAUUCAUGGAGUUUUUAUUUCUUCACCUAGAAGUCACUGGAAAAUGUUUCUUCCAAAAUUUCUACUAGCAACAAGGAUGCUGGGAUAUAUGGAUGUUGCAAAAAAGACACUAGGGAAAAAAAAAACAAAACAAAACAUAAAACCACUCAAAUGUCACUGAGCUUUACGUGGCUGCUGAGAACAUGCAAUUCUAUACUGUAUCCAUGUAAGGAAAAUGUAGUGGUCGAGCUAUGCCAUGUUGGAAUAGAUACAUUCAUUUUUACAGGAGUUGUGUUAAAUUGCUGGAAACAUUCCGCACUGGUUAGUCUUGCUUUUUUUCAUUUCAGGGAUGAUGUUUAGCUGGAAAGAAGAGUUGUGAGAAAUGAUUCCUCGGGUGUCAUUGAGACUCUGCAGUGCUGUGAGCAGGGUCACCUUUACCUUGCAGCUGUAUGCGUAACCCAAGCAGAGCCUGAAGCUCCAGCUCUGAGUUGCCACCAGCUGGAGAGCUGCUGAUUGCAAGCAGAGCACUUCACACUUCUCCAGGGCAAUGAUAGUGACUGCUGACCAUCUGCAGCUUCAUUUUUAGCAAAGUUUCUGCACCUAUUUCAGGAUAAACACCACCAACCAUAACACACUAAACUGUCUGAAAAAGUCCUAGGGCUGAUAACUCAGGAAACUGAGGACAGAUGGGUAGUAAAGUCUUAAUGCCACAGGAUGAAUUGUUUUUCCUAGUUUGUUUGAAUUGUGUCACACAUAAUUACAAUAAAAUUAAUUGAGUGGACUUGGGGGGGAGGGAUUAGGGCACAGCACUUUGCUGCUGCAGGCAAAGCCUGCAGUGCACAUAGAUGUGAAUAUACACUCUGUUUGCUUCGUACCUGCGUACGUGUGACAGUUGUAGUGGAUAGGAGAGGACAAAUCAAAUCUACCAAUAGAAUAUUUUACCUGACUCCUGAAAGGACUGUGAAAAAACAGUGGAGUUUAUACUUUAGCUCCUUUCCCUGAACCAAAGUAAUUAGGAGGAAUGAUAGUGGUGCACUCUCUGGACCAACUCUGGAGCCAAACCCUCAGGCACAGGUGAGACACACAUGCAGCUUCUUUUUCCAAGGGACUGGAAAUGUAUCCUCCCACCGCCAGGGCUGUUUGCUAAAAGUAGGGGGGAAAAAAACCCACAUGAAGCACCCUCUGGGCUGUCAGUUUUCUUUAAUCAACACUUGUGCCCCUCCGACCAAACCUUUGGAAUGACAUUCGUACAUAGGUUUACAAAUCAGCAAUGACUGAAGCACAGCUGAAGGGGUUCCUUAGCUGAGGGAUUUAACUGCAGCUUUGACAAGCUAGCAUAAAUCUCCAUUAAAAAUAAAACACACCUCAUAGUGGCCAAACCCAACAUGAAUAUGUAUCUGAAUCUUACAAUCAGGAGCAUCACAAAAUAUUUCACUUGGCACAUACAGUAAGAGAGGUUGUGGAAAUAUCUGUAGCUUUUAGAACAAAAAAACAUGUAAGUAUAAACACAGAUAAACUAGAACUCAUUACUCUGUUUAAGCACUAAACACUGACGUCGUCACUCAAUGUGUGUUGACAGUAUUCUCUUGCUUUAUUAAUAUCAUCAGGGCCUGGUUUAUUUUAAAAGGAAUGUUAAUUUUUAAAAAGAGAAAAUUAUGAUAUUGUAUAUAAUGUAUACACAAAGAUCUCUGUAGAAAUAUUAUUCCAACUUAGCAGGAAAACAAAAAUAAUUCAGAAGUAUCGGACCAUUGGAGGUGAGUGUGUGUGUGUGUGUGUGCGUGUGUGUGUCUGUAACUUCGUGAAUACUGACUGUGUGACGUUUAUUAGGUUUAAACCAUGCAGUACAUUCUUUGUCUCAAUGAUAUGGUAGAUUCUCCCAUAAUAUUUUUUUUUACUUUACUGCAGAUAACAAGACCAACCAAGUGAAUAUAGCUAUUUAAUGUUUCUGUUCUUUUAUACUGCAGCAAAAAUGUACUGUAAAUUUAUGAAGAGGCUGUGCCCCAAUGGCAUUUUCCAAUGAUGUUAGUGCACAAAUGCUUUAAACUAGA